This is a messenger RNA of Chaetomium globosum CBS 148.51, 936 nucleotides long. RefSeq lists its product as uncharacterized. NCBI's taxonomy places the organism in Eukaryota, Fungi, Ascomycota, Sordariomycetes, Sordariales, Chaetomiaceae. The record is from RefSeq and is a predicted model, not a curated record. The coding region runs from base 1 to 936 and encodes 311 amino acids. The transcript has 3 exons.
AUGAGAGUCAUGGGAGGCUGCGGUCCUAGAACACGGCCUGCCCUUCCUUCUGGAGAGACAUCGAAGACGAUGCGUGAUGAUUUCUUGCCUUCCAAUGCAAUCCACAGCGCUCGGUGUAAGGUAAAUGAUCCUAGAAACACACAGAAGCCCGGGAAACAGAUUGUUGCUUUACCUGUGGUUGAAGUUUGCUCUGGUGAUAAUAGCAAAGAGACAACGAGAAUUCAGAAAACUCCCAAGUCACCCAGGAAACAGAGUCCGCGAGAUUGCCUCCGUCGCGGUCAGAAGGGCGAGUAUCAAGGGAUCAAUAACCCCUUCGGCGUCCCGAAAGCCCACAACCCUACCAUCGACAUUGCGCUGCGCAACCUCCGCCACGAGUUGAACGCCUCGCUCAAUGUAUUUCAGGCGCUUGUGCAAUGCUUCGAAGCCGACAUCGAGCCUCUCCAAAGCUGGGCCGAGGACUUCACGCUCGACACGGUUUGGAAGAACAAGGUCAAGAAGUUCUUCCACAAGAGACAGGACAAGCGGGUAUACGGGAGGAUGGCAGCCCGAAUCUCGCACAGCAGAACAACUGUCAGGGACGCCAUCAAGUACGCCAAAGCUUUGAGGGAAGUGUGGGGAGAUAAACACAACUUCGAGCGCCAGAUCCUCACAGCCAACAAGGCCGUUGUCUUUUGCGACGGAAUCGUGGGUCUGGCUGAAAGAGCGGCCAGCCUCCCCCCCCCCAAAUAUAGGGAGGGCGGUAAACACAGGACCAAAGCUGAUAUAUGUGUAGAUGGCGAAGAGCAAGUUGAGCAACACGCUGGCAACAUGAAGAAUCUGAACGGUCCCGUGGCGCAGGCGACGGAAGAGGAAUGGCAUGAAAGCAACUGGAGCAGCAGAGAAGAGCUAGGCGGUUGGCUCGAAUCCGCCGAGAUGUUCCCAGAAUACAGGUGGUAA